Messenger RNA from Coffea eugenioides, 459 nucleotides. Its product is annotated as heavy metal-associated isoprenylated plant protein 34-like. Bases 1 to 459 code for a protein of 152 amino acids. The transcript is spliced from 3 exons. Gene Ontology annotation, molecular function: metal ion binding. Lineage: Eukaryota; Viridiplantae; Streptophyta; Magnoliopsida; Gentianales; Rubiaceae. The record is from RefSeq and is a predicted model, not a curated record.
AUGGCGUCGCACGCAGAAGCGAAUUGUCUGAUGAGAAUUAACAUCCGCUGUGAGGCAUGCAAGAUGAAGGCUCAUGAAGUCUUCAGCUCUGUAGUCGGAGUCUAUUCGGUCAGGAUAGAUCCCAAUGAAGGGAUAGCUUGCUUUUAUGGUGAAGUUGAGCCUACAGAAUUCAUGAGUGCCAUAACAUCAUUCAACAACAGGCAUGGACAGCUGGUUCAUGCCAAUGUCAAGCAUCCAGAAAUCAACAGCGAUGGUUCACGUAAUUCUGGCCCCGGCUACAGUUACGGGUAUCCCUGUUACGGCUACACUUACGGAAGAAUACAUCCUACAGCUGCAUACCCGCAUAGGAGGGUGUACCGGCUCCACCGCCCUAUAGGGCUGAUUCCACCACCUACGUACAUGCCGGAGCUGCCUCGGCGACACCGCAAGGGGUCCUUCAAGUGCUUUGGCAUGUGGUGA